ACCCUAACAACUACUGAGACUGAGUUGGGCUAAGAGGAAAAGCAAAAGCAAAUGGGGCAGAAGCAGAAAUCGAAUUCCGAUUCCAACAACGACGUGAAAAAACGACGCCGUGUUGGCUUCUCAGGCGUGGAUGUUGGAGUUGAAGCCAAAGACUGCAUCACAAUCUAUUUAGUUUCAAGUGAAGAAGAAUUCAACUUUCCAGAGAGUUCUGUCAUUCAUCCUGUGGAUUUGAAUAGCUUUUUUGAUGAUGAUGGGAAAAUUUAUGGUUACGAGGGUCUUAAGAUUACCAUCUGGGUUAGCAGUAUAUCAUUCUAUGCUUAUGCUGAUAUUACAUUCCAAAGCUCAUCUGAUCGAGGAAAAGGCAUAACAGAUCUAAAAUCUGCUCUUCAGACAAUUUUUGCUGAGACUCUUGUUGAUAGCAAAGAUGAAUUCCUGAAAAAGUUUUUGGUAGAUAAUGACUUUGUUAGAACAACCAUUUCAAAUGGAGAGGUUUUGAAACACAAAGCUUUCCAGGGGCACAUCCAUGAUGAUUCUAAUCAGCAUAAAGAUUUAAAUUCUUCUAAUGUUGAGGUUGUUCGUAUGGUGGCAGGCAACAUGGCUACCGGACAACUUUACAGUCAUCUAAUACCCAUUACACUUCUUCUUGUUGACGGUAGCAGCCCUAUUGAUGUUACUGACUCACAUUGGGAGUUGUAUCUUGUGAUUCAGAAGAAAACUGAUCAGCAGGAAGAGAUCCAAUGUAGGUUGAUAGGUUUCACAGCAGUUUAUCGAUUUUACCACUAUCCUGAUGAUUCCAGAUUGCGACUAAGUCAGAUACUGGUAUUGCCACCUUAUCAACGCAAAGGUUAUGGUCGGCUCCUUCUAGAGGUGCUAUAUGAUGUAGCCAUAUCUGAAAAUGUUUUUGACUUGACUGUAGAAGAGCCAUUAGAUCAAUUCCAACAUGUCCGCACAUGUGUUGACACACUCCGCCUGCUUCGUUUUGACCCAAUCCAGCAUUUCAUUACCAAGGCUGUUUCAUUUCUAAAGCAAGGAAAGUUAUCAAAGAAAACACAUUGUCCACGUCUCAUGCCACCUUCUAGCGCUGUUGAGGAUGUAAGGAAAAGUCUGAAAAUUAACAAGCAGCAGUUUCUCCAGUGCUGGGAGGUUUUGAUCUACAUUGGCCUUAAUCCUGUAGACAAGGACAUGGAGAACUUUGUUAGUAUUGUUUCCAACCGUGUGAAGUAUGAAAUUUUAGGGAAAGAUUCUGGGACGUCUGGAAAGCAACUUGUUGAAGUGCCAAGUGAUGUUGAUCCGGAGAUGUCAUUUGUCAUGUUUAGAUCUGAGGCUAAUGAAGCUAAUACUGUGCAGAUGGAUGACAAUCAGACAAAUCAAGAAGAGCAACUCCAGAAGUUAGUUCAGGAUCGGGUGAAAGAAAUACAGUUGAUUGCAGAAAAGGUGACCCUACAUCUCGGGAGCUCAGACGUGGCCAUUAAUUAAAUUUGACUUCUUAAGAUGGCAUGAUACGACAAGGUUAUGCAUCUAUGAUAUUGUGAUUGUUUUCUUGUUAAACCAAUUGGGGUUUGUAUUUCUGGCGGUCACAUUAUUAUCUUGGUAGAUAUUUCUGGCUUUGACAAUAUCAAGCAAAGAGGACUCCUUGGAGGCACAAUCAGUACUGUACUGUGGUUCUUUUUACUAGGUUGUGAAGGAACCAUGCAAUGUAUUAGGCUGUAAUUACUGAGAUUAACCACAGCAAAGUUGAUUAAGUGACAUUUGGAGGAUAUUGUUCACUUCUAAUUUGUCUUGCUCGUUAUUUUUUGCUGUGCACUACAAUCGUUGUCAGGAUCAUUUCAGUGGGUUUGGGACAA
This is a messenger RNA of Abrus precatorius (Indian licorice), 1844 nucleotides long. Its product is annotated as histone acetyltransferase type B catalytic subunit. The transcript is spliced from 10 exons. Bases 52 to 1476 code for a protein of 474 amino acids. Gene Ontology annotation, molecular function: histone H4 acetyltransferase activity. Gene Ontology annotation, biological process: subtelomeric heterochromatin formation. Lineage: Eukaryota; Viridiplantae; Streptophyta; Magnoliopsida; Fabales; Fabaceae. Gene Ontology annotation, cellular component: nucleus. The record is from RefSeq and is a predicted model, not a curated record.